Molecule: messenger RNA, 1657 nt
Organism: Xiphophorus maculatus (southern platyfish)
Lineage: Eukaryota; Metazoa; Chordata; Actinopteri; Cyprinodontiformes; Poeciliidae
Product: brain and acute leukemia cytoplasmic protein-like
Exons: 3
Coding region: 223-630 (135 amino acids)
Cellular component (GO): cytoplasm
Source: RefSeq, a predicted model, not a curated record
CAACACCUCUGUGUGUGUUGAUGCUGGUCAGCUGCUGACAGCCUGUGGAGAGAAACAUCAACUACCACCAGCACCAGCAGCAGCAGCAGUUGAUGAGGAUGAUGGAAGAAGAAACGGGGACUGAACCGAUGUGAAGGAUGCUGCUGCUGCUGUGAGACAAACCGAACCGUGUUUCCACACCCCCGCUUUGAUCCGUGUCAGCGUCAGCUACACCUGCCGUGGAUGGUUUUCUCGAUGGGUUGUGGAGGGAGUCGGGCGGACGCGAUAAUCGAGCCGCGGUACCAUGAGAGCUGGACCAGAGAAACAGAGUCGACAUGGCUUACGAACACGGACGUAGAUCCCCCCGUCUCGGUCCCGAACAGUAAAGCUGUGGAGGCCGGUCUGAAGGAGAAGAGGAUGGUGACAACUGGAACCCAGUGUGGGAAGCAGGCCAUCACCACCAAUGGCUCCAACCACCAGAGGAGACCAAGGCGCUCCUUGACUGAUGGACAGUGCUGUGAAAAACAAAGUACUCGCGACUCCAAAAGAGGAUCAUCGAAGGAGGCCAGCGCUUUGUCCAAGGACGGCCAGCCUGUCAGUGUCAACAGCCCUGGAGCUCCUGAACCGGAGACCGCCUGCGACAAGAGAUGAAAGAAGAGCUGCAACACUGUGAGGAGGCAAAUUAGCUGGGCUGCAAGAAUAUUUAAUCACACAGCAGGGCAAGGACUUUCAGACGUGUCCGGAUGAUCUUUGCUUGUGACUUUGUGCCGCUCUGGCUCCUGAAAGCAACGGUUCACCUACCAGGCGCCUGCUUACGUCUCCACCCAAAGACCUCGAGAUGCUGCAUUGCUGUUGCAUGUGUGAGGAAGAGAGUGGGAACCAAACACUAUGCUUUUUUCUCCAUGCUCAUAGUACAAGUCAGGGAAUAUGUCACUGUGUUAAGACAAUUAGAAGAAGAAGAAGAACAAAAAAACAACAUUUGAAAAGGAGAGAUUGCCCCAUAUGCACACAAUAAUCUCAAUCUGCACAUCAGUUGUGCUCUGUGUCGGGGCUUCCUGAAGAAUUUGCUUUUGUUCUUUGUGCAAAUAUUUUGUUGUUGGAGUGUGCUGUUUAAGCCCAGUCAGUGCAGUGAGUAAUUUUCAUUAAAAAAAACAACAACCUUAAAGUGCUGUUUAAGUGCUGAGAUUGGGGUGUUGGAAACUUGAAUGCUAAAGACGUUCUUCUUCAGCCUUUGCAAGAUAAAAAAAGAACUACACCUGCAUGUGCCUACAAUUCCUCUUAAUUUGAACAGAACUGUUGAUUUUUUUCAGUAUUUGUUCUGUAUAAUGUGCUGUACGGCUCUGUUUUAGUCUCUAUUUUGUGUUUAGUGGAAAAUUGUAUUAUUUACAACAAUGCAAAGUAUAACAUUGUUGGGGCUCACACUGAUCUGCAUGUGGACAUCUGUAUUAUACUGCUAAGCCAUUUGACUUCAAAGUAUUUUAGAUAACAAGAACUCAUGAAAUAAACUCAGGAGGUCGGAGGUGACGAUGUAGAGCGGUAACCAAACGACUGACCAGCAGAUGGCGAUGUUGAACACCUGAUGCUGCAGAAGGCUUACAAGAAUCAAGUGGAAGCUGUGAUGCUCAGCUGGGCUUGAAUGUAAAUAAAAGACAAUCUAUUGGUUAUGACUUCAGCCAGA